This is a messenger RNA of Aspergillus tanneri, 372 nucleotides long. RefSeq lists its product as uncharacterized. The transcript is spliced from 2 exons. Gene Ontology annotation, cellular component: mitochondrial outer membrane. Lineage: Eukaryota; Fungi; Ascomycota; Eurotiomycetes; Eurotiales; Aspergillaceae. The record is from RefSeq and is a predicted model, not a curated record. Bases 1 to 372 code for a protein of 123 amino acids. Gene Ontology annotation, biological process: mitochondrial outer membrane translocase complex assembly; protein insertion into mitochondrial outer membrane.
AUGUCGUUCGAUUCCCCCUCCGCCUCCAACCCGUCCCUCACCACCUCCGCCUACAUGGUCUCCUCCCAAGACCACUACACCUCCGAAGAAGAUGACGUUGCCUCACUUCCCUCCGAAUCCACCACCGCUUCUGAACUUGAUACCCUCUCGGACGACUACUACUCCGACGCUGAGGAAGAAUGGCGCGAAAGCAUCGAACAAUUGGAACUCCUCCUGACCAUGGUCCUGGUACCCUUCGUGGGGAAAUACCUAGGGCGGAAGUGCGCCUACUGGGGCUGGACGAGAUUCAUGGAGUGGAAGUAUCCCAUAGAUGUGGUGUUGAGCAACAAUCAAGUGGCCUACAAGAGAUCCGGUGCCUUGGCUUCGCUGUGA